AAGGAUGAAGGCCGUGGAGUGAUGGGCCUGCUGCCAUGGCCCUUGCCAAGUUCAGUGAGGACCUGGCGAGAGCGCUGAAGGAGCAGGGCACUCCAGUGGAGUCAGCGCUGGACAGCCCGGUCAACAGCCCUUGCAAGCCUGCGCCAGGCCGAGGCUUCAGCUUCUUCGCCCAGCUGGGUCUGUCCAGCGCCUCCACCGGCUGCGGCAGCCCCCCCACCCCAGGGCUCAGGGAGGAGGAGGAGACCCCGGAUGAGGGCGCAGGUGCUCGCUUCCUCUUCGGGGGUGCUUGCCUUCGUCCGCACACCGAGGGCAGUCUCGGCGCCCGGUCUGUGGAGGAGCGUGUGGAGUCCGGCCGGCGCUUGCGGCAAGCCAAAAACCGGUCAGGUUUGGAGGAGUCGGCCAAAGGCCUGGAACCUGGAUCGGCGGGGCCCGUGGCGGCGGCCUGGCUGAUGCGCAACGCCUGCGCGGCGCUGAAUCCAGGUUUGGGUGCCGGGUCGGAGCGCGCGGAGUCCGACCGGUGCCUCGCCGAAGACCGGCCAGGCGCGCUCUUGGCCGGAUCCGUCUCAGGUCCUGACGGCGGCCUCUCCGGCUGAAGUCACCUCACACGAAGCCAUGUGAGUUACAGAAAAUCUUCUCCUGGUGUGCUCACACGAAGCAUCUCUCGCGCCAUUUCCCGAGCGGUUCUGUGGUUCCGCCCAUGUUUGGGGUUUUUCUGUGGAUGGCCAAAUCCUUGCGCCAGCUUUGGCGGC
Molecule: messenger RNA, 749 nt
Organism: Effrenium voratum
Lineage: Eukaryota; Dinophyceae; Suessiales; Symbiodiniaceae
Source: the annotation of a GenBank genome assembly